Medioppia subpectinata is the source of this 775-nucleotide messenger RNA. The record is from the annotation of a GenBank genome assembly. Lineage: Eukaryota; Metazoa; Arthropoda; Arachnida; Sarcoptiformes; Oppiidae.
AUGGACAACACAGGCGGGCAAUUACUCUAUCCGAAAGCCAUUCCGAGCUCGUUGUCGGCCACCAGCGACCGGUACUUUAGAGGCCAACGAGUGGCCAGUCGUAGGGAUCGGGCGUUUGUCACCUACGAGGGCGAUGAGUACCCGCCGCCCACUCCCGACAUACUUCCGGUUGGGUCGCGGAUACCGGUGCAGAAUCCGUGCCGUAUUUGCGAGUGCCGUGACUUUGGGGGCCGACAGUACAGACGGGGAAAGAGGAUAUAUCCGGAUGAGGAUUACUGCAAGAUAUGCCACUGCGAUGAGCACUGGGACGACAACAACCCUCUCAACACCCUGUCCUGUCAUCGACAUCAAUGUGAAUUACAGUUGAACAGAGAUUUCGCCGCCGGUUGUCUACCCAUCUAUCACGAGGGGAGCUGUUGUCCCAUUGAGUACAAGUGCCCCCAAACCAGUGAAACAUGCGGUGUUUUAUCAAUAUAUUCGGGACGGGAUUUGAAAGAGUGUUGGUUUGAUGGCCGCAACUAUACGGUCGGCCAACAACUGGUCACUGGAAACCCGUGCGUCUCGUGUGAGUGCAAAGCGCCGCCCGAUUUCACGUGCGUUCAGAAGUCGUGUCCGACUCCUAAACACAACUGUUAUGUCGGGAAAUGGGAUAACAGUGUCUGUUGUCAACACUACACGUGUUCGCCAACACUAGACUAUGUUAGAGACGAAUCACAAUUCAAACCUAAUUUCUAUUCAUCUCAAUAGAGAGAGAGAGAGAGAGAGAGAGAGAGAG